AUGGCUGAGGAUCAGCUGCUCAACUUCAGCGGUGACACUCCCGAUGACGUCAUCGUUUUGGGGGAGACUGAUCCGGAGCUGCUCCAGCUCAACGAUACCCUCGCCACGACCAUCAGCACCAUCCUCAACACUACCGUCUUGCCAACUUCAUCAUUCGGUCAGUUAUGAAAUAUAUAGUAGUUUAUGUUUUUUUUUUUCGCAACUCUUUUCUGUAAUUUCCAGAGGCGCCUAGCCAGAAUUUGAAUAGGUUUCGAUGCCGAAAGUCGUUUCCAGUUACUUUAUGCCAUGCAAAACUUUAAAAACGGCUUUAAAAGCCCAAAGAAGGGUAUUCGAAAACUGAAAAUAAUUGAAAUUUUCAACAAAAAAAACAUCAAGCUUGUCGCCAUGAACGCUUGAAAAAAAUCCCUUCUGUCAGUUUUUUUACUGAAAAAAAUCGUUUUUUUAUGCGUUUCUCAAUAUCAGACUUUCCCAGAAAAAUAUUUUUGAACUUACUAAGAAUUCCUUACAAAAAUAAGCAGCUUUUCAAUUUGUUCUGCAGUUUUCCAACGGACUUACCUCCAUUGUUUAUGGCGGUUAUGAUUUUUCUUACUCUUGGCAAAAGCGAAUCUUUUCGAAAGGUUUCGAACCCCGGUCAUAGGCACGGCGAGCAAGGACGCUAGCCAAAGUAUAACUUCUGAAAGUCUUCUUUACUUCCAGAACCCCUUCUGCCGUACACGCCGAACCCGUUCCGGAUAGGUUUUCUGGCCGUCAAAUGUCUGCUGAUCGUCCUUCUCUGCGCCAUCUCGUGCACCAUCCGACGGGACUUCCUCAAAUUCUUCGCCAUUUGCAUCCUCAUUCCUCUCUUCCUGGAAGCCGCUUUUGACGUCUUCACGGAGAUCCAAGCUGGCACUGGAAUCUUCGGCGUUCAGUCAGUUUCCGAAGGCAAGAUGUUCAAAAAAAGGUGCUUUUCCAGGAAAUUAGAAUGGGCCUAUCACAUGGUCGAGCAGCCGGUGAAUAGUACCAUUUCUGACUAUCCGAAGUGAGUCAGAGGGCUCGUUUCUUGAUUUAUUGGCUUUUUAGACACGCGAUCGACAUAUAUGGAGCCAUUCUGCAGCAGUACAGUACUUAUCAGCUCUACACGUUCGUUUUUUUUUUCCUUUCGUGCGGAAAAUUUUUUUUUUGAAAAGCGGACUUUUAAAACUUCUGUAACGAUAUCGUAUCGCUGUGAUCUCUUCAUUAUUAGACUAAAAUUUAAAAAUUUCAAACACUAUAUUGUAUUCGCUUUCACAUUUUUGAUCAGUAUUGCAAUCAGAAAUAUCAUUUUCCAGCGGAGACCCUCUGUUCGCCCUGGCCUCUUUCAUCAUCGCCGACUUUGUCUUCUGGAGUCUCCUUUUCAGUACUGUCGUUGCAUUUUACUAUGCUCACAAGUCGAUCGUGAGACCGGAAAGAAUCGUUUUUGAACCUUUCAUGUGAUUUUGCAAUAUUUUUCUUUUGAAACCUUUCAUUUUCCAGUUUAUCCUUCCUGAAGGCUCAAUUGAUCCCUGUUCUCUUCACAGCCGUCGACACUCUUCUGGCCCUUCAUCAGGUACUUGAAAACAGGAAAGAAUGAAAAAAGGUAUACAUGCAGGUACCUGGAUGGGUUUAUUCUGGAGCAAUGGUCGUGGUCCGACUUGGAGCUUGUCUUGUCGCCGUCGCCAUCGCCACUCAGCUUUUCGCCGUAAGAUACAGUUUUUUUAAAGAAUGAAAAACCGUUUCAAAUACAAAAAAAACUUUAAAAAUGUCAUUUCAGUCGCUCUUCUUGUUCUGUAGAAGCGUCGAUGAGCUCUCUGUUACUUCCCCAUAUGAACAGGUGAGUCUUUUUCCCAAAAAAUCAGAAAUCAAAUUGGCAAAAAUCAGUGAAGCUGAACGAAAGGAGCCAAUAAAUAUUGCUGAAAAUUUUAGAUUCGAAACGCAAAAAUGCGAUUAUUUUUGUUGCUGUUGUUCACGGUCGUCGUGCACCUGCUGUCUGCUCCUUACAUUGGUCAGUAUUUUGAAAAAUCCGACGAUAUGAUUUUUUUCACUCAAGAAAACCCUUACAAAGAUUUCUAGUUUUUGCCCUAAUUAGGAACGCUAAAGUGGUCAAUAUAGGGGAUAGGAAAAGAAGCCUCUAUAGGGGUAAAAUUUAGAUGAUCCCUAUAAGAGUUAGGAUCUAGAAAAUUUCAAUUUACACCGAAAAGACCUCCUUUUCAAAUGGCUACAUGAUAGGAUCGAGUUCAAUACUUUUCAGCCUGGGCUGGAAUUUCUUUGGUCCGCGACGUGAUGUGGCUCCUGUCUUUCGACACGACGUCGUUGCCGCUUCGAAUCGCCGCCGAAGCCUUCCCACUUCAUCUGACGCUUUUCCUGAUCCGUCCCUUGGUUUUCCUGGUCGCCAGUCUGUUCUUCCUGAAUCCUUUCCGACGACGAUUUGUUCGUCUUUUCUGCCCCUGUUGCCGUAGAAAAUGA
Molecule: messenger RNA, 2460 nt
Organism: Caenorhabditis auriculariae
Lineage: Eukaryota; Metazoa; Nematoda; Chromadorea; Rhabditida; Rhabditidae
Source: the annotation of a GenBank genome assembly